Bombina bombina (fire-bellied toad) is the source of this 9241-nucleotide messenger RNA. Its product is annotated as protein MTSS 1. The coding region runs from base 317 to 1849 and encodes 510 amino acids. Gene Ontology annotation, cellular component: cytoplasmic side of plasma membrane; actin cytoskeleton. The record is from RefSeq and is a predicted model, not a curated record. NCBI's taxonomy places the organism in Eukaryota, Metazoa, Chordata, Amphibia, Anura, Bombinatoridae. Gene Ontology annotation, biological process: plasma membrane organization; cell projection assembly. The transcript has 10 exons. Gene Ontology annotation, molecular function: actin binding; phospholipid binding.
CCCUUUCACCUUCUAGACCGAGAGUAAUAGGCGGAGUGUCACACGGGAGGGCGGUGUUUGUCUCCGCUGGCAACGUUAGUUGCCGACAGGGGGCACUGAAUUGUUGCGUAAGUUGCGUAUUCACGAAGUCACGGCCUGCCCCUCUCUUCACAGAUUCAGCGGCAUGAGCGUAACUAUACACUGAAUGUGCUUCUCUCGCGGGGUUUGCUUGUAUUAUUAUUAUUAUUCUCACCCUGCGCUUACGCCGUCGUGCUGGUCCUGAGCUAUUUUAACAGCUGACGAACGGGGGGCUUCAUAGCCCUGGGGAGGAUUAAAAAUGGAUGCGGGUAUGGAGAAAGAAUGCAGCGCUCUUGGAGGGCUUUUCCAAACCAUUAUGAAUGAUAUGAAGUCUAGUUACCCAACCUGGGAGGAUUUCGUCAAUAAAGCCAUAAAGCUACAGUCACAGUUAAAGACUACAACCGUUGUAACUGGAUCCUUCUUGGAUGCUUUUCAGAAAAUAGCUGAUAUGGCCAUUAAUACAAGAGGAGCAACAAAAGAAAUCGGCUCUGCUCUGACGAGAAUGUGUAUGCGCCAUCGGAAUAUAGAAUCUAGACUGAAACAUCUGACCAUUGCUCUGACUGACAGCCUGAUAAACCCAUUAGAAAUCAAAAUUGAAGAAUGGAAAAAGAUUGCAAACCAACUUGACAAGGACCAUGCAAAAGGUAAUAACUAUCUACAUGGGUCAAUAAGGCAUGUUCCAUCUAUGGACUCCAUAUCAAGCUCAGUGGAAGCUCUACAUAUUCGUUCACCUUCAGCAGUAAUGUUUGACGCGAUGUUUCAGGACCCGAAGAUGAAUAGCCUGCAGCAGGUAUCUGCAUCUGUUGGUGCCAGUGGAGAGAACUGUACUUCAAAGUCAGACCAGGCUGUAGAUGCAGCAAAGUCUACAGGUUCAAUUUAUGUUGCAAAGCCUAAAUCAGCACGGGAUCACUUAGCCCUGGCCCUGCAUCAAGGUUUGAGCUCAGAAAUUCAGCUUAGCAGGGAUUCGUUGCAUUGCUCCAGUGGAUACAGCACUCAGACAACUACCCCAUCCUGUUCAGAUGACACUCUUCCCUCACAUGCAUUAAAGAAGGAUCCUACUCUUUUUGUUGCAGAGUAUGAUUAUAUUUCUCUACAUGGAGAACAAGAGGAACCUGAACAACUCGACUUUGACAAAUCAUCUACUAUUCCAAGGAACAGUGAUAUCAGCCAGAACUACAGAAGAAUGUUCCAGACCAAGAGACCAGCUUCUACAGUUAGCCUUUUAGCAGACCCUGAUCCAAUUGUUCGAUCACCAUAUGUUGCUACUAUAAAGCGCAAACCCUCCAAUAAGCCGACUGUAAGGCGAGGCACAAUCAGUGGAGUUCCCAUUCCUAUACGACCUCCAAUGGUACCUAUGAAAGCAGUAAACAUUUCUGAUAUUCCCAAAAGCCCAUAUGGCGAUUGGACCAACAGUGAUGAAUUUGCACAUUUCAAGGAUGCAAGAUCAGAUCUUUUUAACUUGAAACCAGGAUUGUGUACAUCGGCUCAAAGUCUUAAUGCCAUGCAAACUACAUAUUGUGCCUUUAUACCGAAACAAUCCUACUCUCAAAGUAUCCAUCCACCCUCUAGCCCACGGAAAAUGUUUGCAACUAAUGCCAACACUGUAGAUACAACAGUAUCUCAAACUGCUGCCCCUAAAGUGAUACAAAGUAAAGAUAGCAUAGAAAACGCAACAAAUAUUAUUGAUAGUGAGCAAGUUCCACCUCAGGUUGACAUGUUAUCAAUGAUAAAACGAGGAGUGAAGCUUAGAAAAACUAUCUCCAAUGACAGAUCAGCUCCUCAGAUAAAGUAAUAUAUUUUUUGCAUGAUUAUUUUCAUGCACAAUAUUUGCCUUUUAUUGUUUUAAAGAAUGUUUUAUAAUUAUUUUAAAAAAUCUUUAUUUUAGGAUUUAAACUUCUUGAUUAUAAUAGGCUAGUGCCAUUGAUUUCACAAUGAUUGGCUUCUAAUUUAGCUUCCUUAAAUGCAUUGUCUUUAAAAUAUGCUGCAAUUUAAUUUAGUGUUAGUUUUUUGUUUUUAAACUUGGUUCAAAAGCUUACUUUCGAUUUAGGAGAGAGUUUUGGGGUUUGUGACUUAAAGGGACACUGAACCCAAAAUUUUUCUUUCAUGAUUCUGAUAGAGGGUGCAAUUUUAAGCAACUUUCUAAUUUACUCCUAUUUUUAUUUGAAAAGCAAGAAUGUAAGUUUAGAAGCGGCCCAUUUUUGGUUCACAACCUGGGUUGUGCUUGCUGAUUAAUGGCUAGAUGCGCACCCACCAAUAAACAAGUGCUGUCCAGGGUCUGAACCAAAAAUUGUCUGGCUGCUUAGCUUAGAUGCCUUCUUUUUCAAAUAAAGAUAGCAAGAGAAUGAAGAAAAAAUUGAUGAAAGGAGUAAAUUAGAAAGUUGCUUAAAAUAGCAUGCUCUAUCUUAAUCAUGAAAGAAAGAAAAAUGGGUUUUGUAUCCCUUUAAGUUUUGCUUUUGAUUGACACAGGUCAAUGCUUAAAAAGCAAAGUGUCUGUCUAUAUAAGGCAAUUUGUACUAGGUUUCUCAGUUUUUACUGGGUUCUUUCUAAAACACCCUAUAUUAUGGGUGGGUUUUUUCCACUGGUUUUCGGUCUAACCUUUCAUUGAGAUAUAUUAUGCGCACUGUGUUGCUACUUAAAGAACCCCUGUCAUCAGAUUUAUGCUAAUAUUAGAGUUCUGUACAUUUAAGCAUCAGCAUUUCAUAGUUUUUUCUAUUAGAGAACAUUUCUUAUUGGUGCAUCUUGGCUGGUCCUGAAUUGUGAGUCAUGUUAAGUUCUAAUCCAUGUUGUCUUGUCUUUUGUGCUUUCUUGAAGUCCCCUGUUGUAUUUUUAAGUUAUUUCUAUCACACUAGCUGUGCUGGAGUGGUAAUAGAAUGUGGGUUUGACUGAAAAUUCAGGGGCAGAGGAAAUCAGCAGAAAAGAUGGUUCUCUGUUAAAAGCUCAUUGAAAAGUAAAUGUCACAUUUUUAAUUGAAUUGUUUAGCAAAUGUUUACAAUAGCGCCUCAUCAAAAAGAAAGUGUUCUGAAAGUGUAAUGUUGGAAAGAAAGGUGUGUCAACUUUAUUUUCAACAUAAUAGAAAUCUCCACAAAAUAGUCUUAAUGCAGACUGUAAUGUAACAUCCAGGUUUAAUGAUGUACAGAAAGCCAGUGUAGCAUAGUUCCCUCAGUACAUUGUAAGCAUAUGUAUGUGGACGUAUAUCUUAAAGGGACACUAAACCCAAAUAUUUUCUUUCAUGAUUCAAGUAGAGAAUACAAUUUUAAACAACAUUCCAAUUUACUUCUAUUAUCUAAUUUGCUUCUUUCUUUAGAUAUCCUUUAUUGAAGAAAUAGCAGUGCACAUGAGGGAGCCAAUCACACAAGGCAUCUAUUUGCAGCAACCAAUCAGCAGCUACUGAGCCUAUCUAGAAAUGCUUUUCAGCAAAGUAUGUCAAGAGAAUUAAGCAAAUGAGAUAAUAGAAGUAAAUUAGAAAGUUGUUUAAAAUGGCAUACUCUUUUUUUUUUUUUAAAUCACAAAAGAAAAAAAAUUUGGGUUUCAUGUCCCUUUAAAGGGCCACUGAACCCAAAGUUUUUCUUUCAUGAUUCAGAUAGAGCAUGCUAUUUUAAGCAACGUUCUAAUUUACGCCUGUUAUCAAUUUUUCUUCGUUCUCUUGCUAUCUUUAUUUGAGAAAGAAGGCAUCUAAGCUUUUUUUUUUGGUUCAGGACUCUGGACAACAUUUUUUUAUUGGUGGAUGAAUGUAUCUACCAAUCAGCAAGAACAACUCAGGUUGUUCACAAAAAAUGGGCCGGCAUCUAAACUUACAUUCUUGCAUUUCAAAUAAAGAUACCAAGAGAAUGAAGAAAAUUUGAUAAUAGGAGUAAAUUAGAAAGUUGCUUAGAAUGUCAUGCUCUAUCUGAAUCAUGAAAGAAAAAAAUUGGGUUCAGUGUUCCUUUAACUAUCAUCGAAAAAUUAUAUCCUCUAAUUUGUUAGAGCAUGUAAUAUUAAGACUAUUGACCCUACACUACUGUGUGUUUAACCCCCACAGAGGGAUUAAACACACAGUAAAAGUACUGCUUGGGAAUCACAGAGCACUACUGGUCCCAAGCAGGUUUUUAGUCUUAAAAUAGCAUGCUCUAACGACAGAGUAUGUAAUUUUUCGACUGUUAAGGCCCAUUAUUAGGUGCCAUUGCACAUUUAUGUAUAGAAUAUUUAAAGGGACAUUGUGCAGUCAAACAUUCUAUAAUACAUUUUGAAAUGGAAUAUUUUUAACAUUACAAAACUUUUUUUUUCUUUUUUUAAUUGUUAUAUAAUUGGUUAAAGCAUUUUGUGUUUUGAAGAUUGAAUCACAGUAUAGCUUUAUAACAACCAAGAUGUGUUGUUUUUCAAACACUUACUUUCAUGCAAAAACGUGUGUAAUGUUCAAAAGCAAAUAUAAAAGAGCAUGACAGAAAAUAUGCCUAGUCCUUUUUAAGGGUAUUUAUACAAGGAACCAUGAAUGUGUGAUUUCAUAAGAUGUCAGUAAAAUGACAGUUCAGUAACAUUGCAGCGAGUUAAAAACAUCUCUGAAAUGUAUAUAGUGGGUGUGUGCAACAGAGGCUACAUUAAGAAGCAUUUUCAUUGCAUUUAAACAAGUUGCAGUUUAUUUUCUAUUUACUGGGGUAGCAUUAAUAAAAUCCCAUAUUUUAACUUUAUUUCUUCAAGACUGUCGGCUAAACCCAUCUGAGUUAGACAUGGUAAUUGUUGUUUAUCCCCUUCCAUAUAUCGUUAAAAAAAAAUGAAAAUAAAACCGCUAUGCUAGUUUAUCGUGGGUAAAACAGAUCAUACAAGGUUUCAAAUAUUAGAAAUGGUUCAGCAUCAUUGAUCAUUUUGAUUUAAUAGUCUACUGUUGUCCCAUUAUCCAUUGAAACAUAAACUACUUAUCUGUAAUCCUUAAAUAUCAGACUUUCUGACUCUUAAGACUGGCACAUGAUUCAUUUUUAUAAUUCAUAUCGCUAACCACAUUAUUCUGAACAUUGUGCUCUUAGAUUCAUGCUGCUUGGUGUUAGGCAAAAAGAAAAAGCUCCUAGGGGAGUUGUUUGACUUAUCUUUCUUUGUUUUUCCUUCUUUGAAUCAUUUUUUUCAGUUUUACUACCCACUUGCUUUAAAUAUUAAAGUUUGGGAUGUAACUCGGUUACACCAUUUUUUUCCAGUACUGCAAUGAUUUGGCCAUCCCCUGACCUUCAUCAGGAAAACCCACGGAUGGACCUUGACAUUGCAGGCUCCUGGCACAAAUCUAUCUUUUGACUUAUUAUAUUGGAAAGUGCAUUUAUGGUCUGAGGUUCAUCUCCUUCGGAUAUUGAGGACACUCAGGUCUACCAUUUUCAUUAAGGAGCAGACAAAGAAGUAAGAGCUUUGUUGCUAGGUUGGAUAUUUCCUGUGAGAAUUCUUUUGCUUUUAUCUAUUUCCUUUUGGUCCAGGAUAGCUCUCAACUCCUUGCUGGAUAUGCAGGUGGUUUCAUGUCUGCCUCCAGGGGAUAAGCAUUUAUUUUGUGUCCAUUUACAUUUUUUUAAUCUCUUUUUUUCACGUCUCUUUUGCACAUAGUAGAGAUGUAGAUAUGGUACUUUUUUAGUUUGUCUUAAAAUGUCUCAGGAAAUAGAAAAAACAGGACCUGGGUGUUCCAAAGUACAAUAAGGCCCCAAGAGCAGAAGAAUAAACCAUCAGAGAUAAACAUUAUUAUAGAAUUUGUAAAUAUAAAAUAAAAGUAUGUUAUAAAGUUGCUUUGAUAUGCAUAAUUUAACAUUUUAUAUUACAAGUGUUUACUGUCUGUUUUACUAAAACUGUGGUAACCUUGUGGAAUUCCUUGUGUGCUUGCACAUAGAUUUUAUCUGUUAGCUUUAUCACCAAUAGCAUUUAGAAAAGAAGUCUUGUAGUUUGGGAUAGCAUUUUUUUUUCUUUCUUCCAUGCCCUUAUAUGGUUCUGCUUUGUUAAUAGUACAGUAAGCUGUCAUGAUGGUAAGAUUUUAUAUUUUUUGGUGUGCGGCAAAAUAUUUAGCCUAUUCCCUUUUUGGUUGUAUGCUGGACACUGUUGAAAUCUAAACCCAGCAAUAUGUUUGUAAUAGAAAUACCAAUAGUAGAACAACAAUAUUUGUGUAACUAACUUUGAAACCCAAGAUGUAAUGUAAUAACAGCAAGCUGGAUCUGAAGACUGCAGGGGGAAAAGUGGGCAUAUUCAGAACCACCUCCACUUUUUAAACCACUAUCUUUUUGUUGAGUGUACUGGUGCCAUUUUGCAGUUAUUACAUCAACCUUUUGUGUGGUACUUAUAAAAGCAAUAUACAGUAUCAACAUUUUAAAUGGCAACACAUUUUGUCACAAUUUUUAUGGUAAAUAUGUAGUAUAUGUUGCCGAUAUUUUGAUAGUAUAAUUUGGAGAAGGUUCUUGUGGGUGGAAGAAGAAGACAAGGCUAAAAACAUCUGGUACAUAUUUCUGUCUAAAACCAACUAGCAUGAAACUAAUUGCCCAAUAGUUAGUCUGAUGUCUUGAGAAUAUAGAAAAAUAUAAAUAUUUUUAAAUUAAAUAUAAAUGUAAUUUUUGCUACAGAACAGUUAUUCACACAGAUUCCUUGUUUUGUUUGUCUGCUUUGUAUUUCUGUUACUGAAACAUCAUAGUUUGCAUAUAUACAUUAUUUACUGUUCCCUUUAUCAUCUGUGAACCCAAAGACAUUUUUCCUGCAUACUUUCUAUUUUGCUUUUUACAAUUUAGGAAAGAGAUCUAGCGUACGGUGAUAUAAAAAAGAGAGAGAAAAAUUCUGUAUCUAUUUAAAGGUGUAACCCAAGAGAAUUAAAAUACAGACAGAGGUGUGUACACUAAAUAUAUCCGUUUCAAAAAUUGAAUAUAUUGAGGCCUAUGUAUCAAAGGUCUUGCGGACCUGAUCCGACAGUGCGGAUCAGGUCCGCAAGACCUCGCUGAAUGCGGAGAGCAAUACGCUCUCCAUAUUCAGCAUUGCACCAGCAGCUCACAAGAGCUGCUGGUGCAACGCCGCCCCCUGCAGACUUGCGGUCAAUGGGCCGCCAGCAGGGAGGUGUCAAUCAACCCGAUCGUACUCAAUCGGGUUGAAUUGUGGCGAUUCCUAUCUGCCUGCUCAGAGCAGGCGGACAGGGUUAUGGAGCAGCUGUCUUUGUGACCGCUGCUUCAUAACUGCUGUUUCUGGCGAGUCUGAAGACUCGCCAGAAACACGGGCCCCCAAGCUCCGUACGGAGCUUGAUAAAUAGGCCUCAUUGUCUUAAUUUUUAAACACAAUGUUCUGUAACCUACUCUUUCCUAUAACUUGCCUUAUUUUCAUUAAUCUAGUUGCACUAACAGUGAUACUGUUGCAUGUUAAUUGUACUGCUGACUAGCAAAAGGCUAUUGAAUCAAUGCCUCUGUACAUUACAUUUUUUCAUUUAUUAAGUCUUUAUUUACGUUUCAGAUAUUUUGAUGCACUGCUUUCUAUAUAAUAUUGUGUUAAAUGAAUGCUGUACAUAUUAAGAUUUUGAUUGAACAUUUAUAUAUUGUGCUUUUUUGAUAAUCUGAAUUUUCCUUCUUUUGUAAAAUAUUUUGAUUCAUUGUAUUUAAAUGGUAAAAUAUCUUUUUUUUACUGCAUCAUCCAAUGAGAAGAUUUCUAUACUUUUUUUUUUUUACAUAAUUAUAAUGCAUGAAAUGGUGCAAAGCGAGCACAAUUUUUGCUAGGCUUUAAUGAAAAUGUGAUUAGCUAAUAAACAGUUGCUGGUGGGGUUUCUUUUUUUUAAAAAAAAUGACGUGCCAGAAGCUUUUUUUGCUUUAUAUUUACCAGAAAAUCAAAAUUUUUAAGGUAUUUCAAUUAUUUAUUUUUUUCCUUCCUGACUAAAAAUAAACAGCUGUGUACUGUAAAUUCUAUUCAUGGCACUAAAGAUUUUACUGCAAUGGCCAAAUUGAGUACAGGAACACGUUAUACUUCCUAUAUAAGAUUAUUUUUUAUCAACAAUAGGUUUUGGUCAUUAAUUAACAAACACCAGCAACUGUGUAUUAUAAAACCUUAAGUUUCCCUUAAAAAAAAACCUUGUAUCAUUUUAUACUUGAUGUUAUAUCAAAGCAAGAAACCAAAAAAAUAUAUAUAAAUAGCUUAAAAUACCCAGCACAGCAGUGCUGUAUCUACUGUAGGUGAAAGUGCAUAUUUUCAGGGAAAGGGUAAAUCUUUUACAAAUAUAUGUUAAAUAUUUUAGUGUAAUACUAAAAUAAUUUUGAACACUUUAUAAAGAUGUUUGAUAUUUCCAAAUUGGUUAAUAGAUAUAAAUUGUAGAUUUUUCUGAAAGAUUAAAUAAACAAAAACAGCACAGGUAAUUGAUUUAAUUAUGCACUUUUGUGUGCAGAGAAAAAUAAAGAUACAAACUGUAUAUAAUAGUAUUUGUAAAGUACAGUUUUGGGGGGGGGGGUUGUAUUUUUGUUUUAUUUUUUGCAGAUUUUGUCUAGAAAUAAUUACGAACUCAGCAGGUCUGGGUAUCCAGUUUAAAUCGUCUUCUUUUUUUUGUGCUAAUUUUACUCUGUUAAUACAAAAAAAGUGUCAAACAAGGACCUUACAUUAAUACUUGGUCAAUCUAAUAGUAAACUAAAUAAACCAGCAAAUAAAAAGGUAUCUUUCAUUUAUGCUUUCACUUGUGCAACCAAAAGCUGUUGCAAACCAACACACUUGAUUGCUUAUUCAGUAAAAAUGUUAUCUCAGCAUUCAUUCGGCCGUUAAUUAGACACUCAUAUUCGGGUGGUGUAAGCAGCAUAUUUCUUUAUCAGACACAAUUAGUUUUUAAAAAAUUACUGUGUGCAGUUUAUGCAAAAAAAAUGUUUUGGUUAAUGUUUUAUUAAAUAUGCAAAUUCUCCUCCAAUAUAUUGCUUAGCAAUCAGAUUAUUUAUUAAAUGUAAGGUCAACUGUAUUUAUGGAUAGUUUGCCAGUAUCACAUUAUUUCUUAUAAAUCAUAAUCUAAAAAUGAUAUUUAAGACAAUGUAUGUAUGCAGAAUAUUCUUCUGUAUAAACAAUUGUGAAAAGCUGAAAAUCCCUAAUCAUAAAGACAGCAAUUUUGUUUAAAAACUGCAAAGAAAAACAGGAAAUUUAUAUAUGAAAUCAAAAUGUGUUAGAACAAAUACUAUCAAACUGUUUUAUUUGGAUGUUCAAGAUAUGUGUAUAUUUUUGUUUUAUUUUGUAAAUUAAACAUUGUUGGAAAACA